Messenger RNA from Neoarthrinium moseri, 765 nucleotides. RefSeq lists its product as uncharacterized. Bases 1 to 765 code for a protein of 254 amino acids. The record is from RefSeq and is a predicted model, not a curated record. NCBI's taxonomy places the organism in Eukaryota, Fungi, Ascomycota, Sordariomycetes, Amphisphaeriales, Apiosporaceae. The transcript has a single exon.
AUGGCAAUUGACACGAGAGAUCUCAAGCGUCUUAAGCACCGAGCGGACCAUUACCAAUCACGCCGCAGUGGCCACGAUGCCGACAGAAUAACGCAGGAAUGGAACAUGAACCCUCGGUACUUGACUCUGCUGGUGCGAAACGACUCCAAAUCGAGCCUCGGCGAGGAAUCGAAGGCAGUGCGGCGUUUCCAGGAGCAAUUCGUUCAAGACUUCGCGCAGGACAUUGAGACGCUGAAGCUUACCGAAACGCUGAAGGAUUACAUGGAACGGCUAGAUCAGAUCUUUUUCUUUGGCCUAUUGACGCGCUGUGUUGCGAAACCCGACAAAAUGUGCAAGGCCAAAAAGCUGGUAGGCCUCAGAGUAAGACGCACGCCGAACCGGACGAAGUCGGCUGAGUGGCACCCAGAUCGUGGUGAGAUCUGGUUAUGGUCCAUGACUUACCGACCACCUGGACACCCAGAGGAUGAAGAAGGGCUGAAGGAUCCGGUUUCGAGAAACCUAGACGAUCUACUCAUUGAAUUGGUUGAGGUGAUGCAGGUGGCCUGGUUCGAUAUCUUCUCUAAGCAUGAUACGACAGAGUAUCAGGAGGAGAUAGAAGGUCUAUCGGGGGAUGGGUGGAGAAUCCACCACCUCAAUAGCCUCGUAAUGAGUAGGAUUGUCAAGUGGUUACCCAGCCCCCAGGACAGCUUGUUCUACGAGGAGUAUCAGCAUGCAAUCUAUUCCAGAAACGCUGCCGUCGAUGAGCUCAAUGCGUUAUCGCCAUAG